CAAAAAAAAAAACCAAUUCCAUCCCAAGAAGAGUUCUUCUCUUCUUUUUUCAUCACCCAUUGAACCCUUAGAUACCCCAGUCCCUUCCCCGUUUUCCUCACACAUUCACAACCCCGCCAAUAUGGUCCAGUCAUCAGUUCUCGGUUUCCCCCGCAUGGGUGCGAACCGUGAGCUCAAGAAGGCCAACGAGGCUUACUGGGCUGACAAGCUGUCUCGCGAUGACUUGUUGAAGGAGGCUAAGAGACUCCGUCUCGAGCACUGGAAGAUCCAGAAGGAUGCCGGUGUCGACGUCAUCCCCAGCAACGACUUCGCUUUCUACGACCACAUCCUCGACCACAUCCAGCUCUUCAACGCUGUCCCCGAGCGAUACACCAAGCACAACCUCCACAAGCUCGAUGAGUACUUCGCUCUCGGCCGUGGCCACCAGAAGGAUGGCGUCGACGUUCCCAGCUUGGAGAUGGUCAAGUGGUUCGACUCAAACUACCACUACGUCAAGCCUACUCUCCAGGACAACCAGACCUUCAAGCUUGCUGAGGACCCCAAGCCCGUCCGCGAGUUCCUCGAGGCCAAGGAGGCUGGCAUCACCACCCGCCCCGUCCUCAUCGGUCCCGUCUCCUUCCUCGCCCUCGGAAAGGCCGACCGUGGCCAGUCCGUCGACCCCAUCUCUCUCCUUGACAAGCUCGUCCCCGUAUACGUUGAGCUCCUCGAGAAGCUGAAGGCUGCUGGUGCCGAGACUGUUCAGAUCGAUGAGCCCGUCUUGGUCUUCGACCUUCCCUCCAAGGUCAAGGACGCUUUCAAGCCCGCCUACGAGAAGCUCGCAGCUGCCGGCCUCCCCAAGAUUGUCCUUGCUACUUACUUCGGAGACAUCGUUCACAACUUCGAUGUCUUCCCCGCUCUCAAGAACGUCCACGCCAUCCACGUUGACCUCGUCCGCAACCCCGAGCAGCUCGAGGCCGUCAUUGGCCAGCUUGGCCCCAACCAGGUCCUCUCCGCCGGUGUCGUCGAUGGACGUAACAUCUGGAAGACCAACUUCAAGCGUGCCAUCGAGACCGUUGAGACCGCCAUCCAGAAGCUCGGCAAGGACCGUGUCAUCGUCGCCACCUCCAGCUCUCUCCUCCACACUCCUCACUCUCUUGACAGCGAGAAGAAGCUCCCUGCUGAGGUCAAGGAGUGGUUCUCCUUCGCCGUCCAGAAGACUGCUGAGGUCGUCGUCAUUGCCAAGGCCGUCACUGAGGGCCCCGCUGCCGUCAAGGAGGCUCUUGAGGCCAACGCCCAGGCCAUCCACGCCCGUGCUACCUCCGAGCGCACCAACAACAAGGCCGUCAAGGACCGUCAGUCCAGCGUCACUGCUGCUGACCACGAGCGCAAGUCUCCCUUCCCUGAGCGUUACGCCCAGCAGAAGACCCACCUCAAGCUCCCUCUCUUCCCCACCACCACCAUCGGUUCCUUCCCCCAGACCAAGGAGAUCCGUAUCCAGCGUAACAAGUUCACCAAGGGUGAGAUCACUGCUGAGGAGUACGAGAAGUUCAUCGAGAAGGAGAUUGAGGACACCAUCAAGAUCCAGGAUGAGCUCAACCUCGACGUCUACGUCCACGGUGAGCCCGAGCGUAACGACAUGGUUCAGUACUUCGGCGAGAGGCUCGACGGAUACGUCUUCACCACCAACGGUUGGGUCCAGUCUUACGGAUCCCGCUGCGUCCGUCCCCCGAUCAUCGUCGGUGACAUCUCUCGUCCCGCCCCUAUGACCGUCAAGGAGUCCAAGUACGCUGCCUCCGUCUCCAGCAAGCCCAUGAAGGGUAUGCUCACUGGACCCAUCACCUGCCUCAGGUGGUCUUUCCCUCGUGACGAUGUCCACCAGUCUGUCCAGGCUCAGCAGCUCGCCCUUGCUCUCCGCGACGAGGUCGUUGACCUCGAGGCUGCUGGCAUCUUCGUCAUCCAGGUCGAUGAGCCUGCCCUCCGUGAGGGUCUCCCUCUCCGCUCCGGUACCGAGCGUGAGAAGUACCUCUCUUGGGCCGUCGACUCCUUCAAGCUUGCUUGCGCUGGCGUCCAGGACUCUACCCAGAUCCACUCCCACUUCUGCUACUCCGAGUUCCAGGACUUCUUCCACGCCAUUGCCGCUCUCGAUGCUGAUGUCCUCUCCAUCGAGAACAGCAAGAGCGACGCCAAGCUCCUCAAGGUCUUCGAGGACAAGGCCUACCCUCGCCACAUCGGACCUGGUGUCUACGACAUCCACUCCCCUCGUGUUCCCUCCGAGCAGGAGAUCAAGGACCGUCUCGCCGAGAUGUUGGUUUACCUCAAGCCUGAGCAGCUCUGGGUCAACCCUGACUGCGGUUUGAAGACCCGCCAGUGGAAGGAGACCAAGGCUGCGCUCACCAACUUGGUCAACGCCGCCAAGUUCUACCGCGAGAAGUACUCUUCUUAAGCUCCUCAUUCCCAUGUGGAGCAUGCCUAUUGAGGCAAAAUUCUAGACAUCCUUCAUCAGCGUGUCUGGGAAAGCAGCAUAUCAACAGCUGCGUGUAAUGUGUGUAAUGUGUUCAUGAUACCAAAAAGUUCAACCUGCAUUUCUGGUCAACGGGCGGGUAGGGGCUUAUAUGAACGAUCUCAACAUCGGCGUUCAUCCCCAGGAGAGGGAUAGUAAGCGUCAGUAUUUGAGAUCCAACGUGGCGUAAUUGGCAAUCUUUGGCUUCAUGGGUCGGCGUCGAAAAAGUCUCAAAAUCAAAAAGACUUAAGUUCUCAUUUUAGAGCAGAUGCACUUGUUCGCAAUCUGCAUGAUGGAAGUUGGACAAGAUUAAACAAGGCUGUCUUGAUGCCUGAUGCUAUAUAGUUGAUGUCUUUGAGACAGAAUUAAUAAAGAAGUUCAAC
Aaosphaeria arxii CBS 175.79 is the source of this 2862-nucleotide messenger RNA. Its product is annotated as cobalamin-independent methionine synthase. The transcript has 2 exons. Lineage: Eukaryota; Fungi; Ascomycota; Dothideomycetes; Pleosporales. Gene Ontology annotation, molecular function: zinc ion binding; 5-methyltetrahydropteroyltriglutamate-homocysteine S-methyltransferase activity. Bases 122 to 2422 code for a protein of 766 amino acids. The record is from RefSeq and is a predicted model, not a curated record.